AUGCUGAAGAGUCAUUCAGCGCACGCGAUUCACGUUUUGCAAACGUGGGGCAAACAUUGUGAUAAAUUGUUGUUUUUCAGUUCAGUAACUGACGAAAAUAUUGGUGCGAUUGGAUUUAAUGUGACGGAAGGGCAUGACUACGUUUGGGGAAAGAUUAAAUUGAUAAUGCAGUAUAUUCACAAGAAUUUCAUCAACGAUUACGAUUGGUUCUUCAAAGGCGAUGACGACACAUUUUUGAUUCCUGAAAACUUACGUUACAUGCUAUCAGCCUAUUCAACUGACGAUCCAAUUUACUUUGGAUAUAGGAAAAACUCAUCCGUACAUAAAAGAGGCUACUUCAGUGGAGGCGCUGGUUAUGUGAUGAGCCGACAAACCGUUCGAACGUUUGUCGAAAAGGUGUUAACCAACAAAGUGUUUUAUCGAAAGUCAGAAAAAGAAUUCGGUUGUAAUCUUAAAGCGGAUGCACGCAAUGAGGAUUGGGACAUAAGCCUUUGUCUCGAUCAUUACAAUGUAUAUCUCGGUGAUUCAAGGGAUUUUUUAAACCGAGGCCGAUUUUUUCCAUAUAAGCCAGAGGCGCAUUUAUUAGCCGGUAAACCGGAUUCCAAGAAUGGACACUGGACAACGAAAUACUAUUGGAGCGAUGAAGGACUGGAUUGCUGCUCAAAUUAUACAAUUAGUUUUCAUUAUAUCCAAGCUAAAUAUCAAUACACGAUGUAUUUCCUCGCGUAUAGACUACAACCGUUCGGAGUUGAACGGCAUUUCCCAUUGCCGCCGAUGAAAGCAAACUUUUCUCAAGUCGUCAAAUUACUGGAACAAGAACGACUGGAUCCGUCUCUACGAGGAUACUAA
Molecule: messenger RNA, 849 nt
Organism: Sitodiplosis mosellana (orange wheat blossom midge)
Lineage: Eukaryota; Metazoa; Arthropoda; Insecta; Diptera; Cecidomyiidae
Product: glycoprotein-N-acetylgalactosamine 3-beta-galactosyltransferase 1-like
Exons: 1
Coding region: 1-849 (282 amino acids)
Cellular component (GO): membrane
Molecular function (GO): N-acetylgalactosaminide beta-1,3-galactosyltransferase activity
Source: RefSeq, a predicted model, not a curated record